Molecule: messenger RNA, 1533 nt
Organism: Emericellopsis cladophorae
Lineage: Eukaryota; Fungi; Ascomycota; Sordariomycetes; Hypocreales; Bionectriaceae
Product: Histone-lysine N-methyltransferase SMYD3
Exons: 3
Coding region: 1-1533 (510 amino acids)
Cellular component (GO): nucleus
Molecular function (GO): protein binding
Source: RefSeq, a predicted model, not a curated record
AUGAGCUCCUCUGUGAGAGUAACGUCCUCGCCCACCAAAGGCCGCGCCCUCACAUCCGUUCACACCCAGCGUGCGGGCACACCCAUCCUCGCCCUCCCACCAACCCUGCUGCUCCCCACGACACCACAUCUCGAAGCCUUUUGUACAUAUUGUCUGGCACCUGGGACACCCAAGGCGUGCACGCAAUGCCAUGCAGCCUACUACUGCCACCAGAGCUGCCAACGUGCCCACUGGCGGGACGUUCACGCCAAGGAAUGCAAACCCUUGACCAAGAUGGGCCAGCAGCGCGCAAUGAGCCUGCCGACCCAAGUCCGUCUGCUCAUGCAAUGUCUCCUCAAGGGGGAGAGCUUGGACACGUUGCGAGGAAGUGGGGACAAGGACCCGGAUAUCGAGAUGAUGGCCAUGGCUGGCGUAGCGUAUUCUGGGCUCGAGACGUCAGAGCAGAAUGUGAAGAGGGCGAGUGAUAUUGUCACAAAGAUCCAAACCAACGCCUUCAACUGGGCGGACGACGAGGCAGGGCAGAUUGGCGUCUUCCUGGAGCCGACCUUUGCCAUGAUGAACCAUACUUGUACGCCGAACGCCAUGGUACAAGUGGUUGGCCGCAAGAUCAUUCUUCGCGCUGAGAGAGACAUCAAGGGUGGCGAAGAGAUUGAGAUCUCAUACACAGACUAUACGUGGCCCAAGAAGAUGAGAGCCGCCGCUCUCAAGAGCUACCAUUUUGAGUGCCAGUGCUCACGAUGCAAGGAGGACCUUAAUGUUUAUCAGGUUUGCGCUGCAACAGAAGGCAACGACCUCGACACCUUCAGCCUGGCGCUUGGCGCCUCGUCUAUCAAACAACACCCGGCUGCGACGAACUCCGACACAGCGAGAGCCGCCAGCAAGUUAUCAGAAGAUCUAUGCUCGCUGAUGAAGUUCUCUGACGCCAGUCAGUACGACCUCACGGCUCUCUUGAUGCGCCUGCGUCGCUGCAAGGCACUCGUCGAAAAGGGACUUUGGGCCGUUUUUCCUUUACCAAACAUUCUGAGCGAAGUCGCAACGACACUGGCUCAGCACGGCUCUUUUCCGCAGGCACUCGCCAUCACGUGUCUCGUAGCAGUCUCGGGUGAUCCGCAUCGAUAUCCAGCGACUUUCUUUCCGGUCCGGCUGCGAGCGCUCUAUUUGAUCGCCAAACUUCUGUCGCACACGGCGGCUGACACGGCGGCGCCCGCUUCGACUGGCUUGGACAGUGCGAUGCAGACAGCGCUGAAUGAGAUUGAUCAAGUGGCGUUGUGCCAGAUGCUGCUCAUGAUGGUCAUUCGACUUGCGCCGCUAGGUUUUGCCCACGAAUGGGACCUGGCGAAAGACGCCAAUGAGUUGCUGUCCGAGAUAAACCAGCUUCCUGGGCGGGAUAGGGAGGUAUCGCUGAUUCAGAGUUGGAUUCAGAAUCCGACGGAUGAGCAGUCAAGAGCGUUUUUCAAGUUUGCCGUGGUCGAUCCCGUCCACACGCUGGCUGACCUCGGCAAGACGGUCAUCUCGGAGCUCAUAGUGAAUUGA